AUGGCUGAAAAGCUUAAAUGUGAAGAGCUGGAAGUCGUAUGCUAUCAGGUUAAAAAGCAGAUGCUUGAAUCAGUAUGGUUAGAUUUGCAAAACUUAUCUGAAGCACAUGAGUCUGAAGAUAUCAAUUCUUUGCAAAUAAACUCACUGUCUGAUAACCAGUCUUCCACAGAAGAAGAGGGCCAUAUUACUACUGCUACCACCAUAUUUUCUGAUGCCCAUGAUGGAAAUAUCUUGCAGGAGAUAUGUCCCAGUGCUUCCACUCCAAAAUCUGACAAGAUUGACAGUAUUGAAAAUACAAAAGACAUGCCAAAGGUUCCAAAUGUAAAAUCUCGGAGAUCUAGUGGGCGUUUAGCUGGAAAAAAGGCUGUUGUUGAAAUUCCAAAGAAAAAGUAUACAAGAAAACUACGAGAGCAACAGGAUAAUGCAGACAUUUAUACAGAGGUGAAUGGCACACCUAUGGAACAAAAUGCACACAGUGCAGAAAUAAUAGAUGAGCAGACCGAAGAUAGCAUAAAGGCUGAGGACGAUGAUAGCCAUUGUGAUUUGGAUGAGAGCUGUAAAAUAUCCAAUGAUGAAAACAACCAAAAUGGAGAGGAUAUGCUGUGUCUUAUCCGUGACAAAAAGUUUUUUGAUGAAGAAAGCUUUUUAAUGCAUUCGAAACAGGUCCAGAAUGGGUCUGCAGAAAUUGUAUACAAAUGUGACAUCUGCGGGCAAACAUUUGCAAAUCGGUGUAAUUUGAAAAGUCACCAGCGCCAUGUUCAUAAUAAUGAGCGCUUGUUUCCUUGUGAACUCUGCAAUAAAAAUUUUAAAAGGAAAAAAGAUGUCAAAAGACAUAUUUUGCAGGUCCAUGAGGGUGGAGGUGAGAGGCAUUUUUGCCAACAGUGUGGAAAAGGUUUAAGCUCCAAAACAGCUUUAAGACUUCAUGAACGGACACACACAGGUGACAAACCUUACGGCUGUACACAGUGUGAUGCCAGAUUUUCUCAAACAUCAGCACUGAAAACACACAUGAGGUAAGAAUAGACAUGCUAAUACAAUUAUAGCAUAAAGGAAAACUCCAGGCACCAUAACAACUUCAUCUUUAUUAGUUGUUAUGGUGCCAGGAGGCCCCGGGCACACUCUUACCUUCAGGUAUUAAACAGUUUGUCUCCAGGGCCAAUCACAGCUGCCCCAGAAGGUUUAGAAGAACUAAGAGAAUUGUAAAUUGUAGUACGAAAUAACAAGUUAAAAAAAAGUUUCCAGCUCGACAAAAUUAGCCUACAAUGUAGAAUUUCCUUUAAUUUCUAUACAAUUUAUAGUCUGGUGAACACUCUUACGUGUGUCAGCAAUUAUAUAUAUAUAUAUAUAUAUAUAUAUAUAUAUAUAUAUAUAUAUAUAUAUAUAUAUAUAUAUAUAUAUAUGUAUGUAUGUAUGUCUAUAUAUAUGUCUAUAUAUAUUUAUAUAUAUAUAUAUAUAUAUAUAUAUAUAUAUAUAUAUAUAUUUAUUUUUUUUAAAUUUUUUCCUUCGACUUGGGCCUCAGUUCUACCGUUUGGAUCCACAUUUCAAAUUAUUACAAUCUGUUUGAAAAAGGUUUCAAAAUGAUCUAUUUAUGGAAAGUCCCUAUAAUUUAACCCCUUAAGGACCAAACAUCUGGAAUAAAAGGGAAUCAUGACAUGUCACACAUGUCAUGUGUCCUUAAGGGGUUAAUGGUUGACUUCUGUUGGUAAAUAUUUUCAAAACUGUUAUUUUUUGUUUAUUUUUUUUGUUUUUUACAGAUUAUCAUUUUGAAAUGCUGAUCCAAACUAAGUAAAUCAAGGUCUUAGCACACAUGUAUGCUCAUCCAGUACUACCAUAGUGUGGAGACUGACAUAUUUGCUUUAAAUUGUGAACUCUUUUAGAUAAUGUUUGACAGUUCUUAUAUAUUUCUUCAUACUAAAAUCAGUCUUUGCUCCCAAAUUAAACCCUUCUCUGGUUAAACAAGUAAACUGAAGUGAUAUAUUCCUGUGUUGUUGGGUGGAGAGCUGUAGACACAUACAUAUCGAAUUGAAAUGUGAUUUUUCCUGUCUUUAUUUUGGGAAGUAUAAUAACUAAGGGGCAAUCAUUUUCCUUCAGAAUUCACACUGGUGAGAAACCAUUUGUCUGUGAAGUUUGUGGAGCAAGAUUUACACAGAACCACAUGCUCAUCUACCAUAAAAGGUGUCAUACAGGUAAGGUUGCUGCCUAUUGCUUAUACAGGUUAAAGGGAUACUGUAGUCACCAGAACUACAGCUUAUUGAAUUUGUUCUGGUGAGUAGAAUCAUUACCUUCAGGCUUUUUGCUGUAAACACUGUCUUUUCAGAGAAAAUGCAGUGUUUACAUUACAGCCUAGUGAUAACUUCACUGGCCACUCCUCAGAUAGCUGUUAGAGAUCCUUCCUGGGUCAUGGCUGCCUAAAAUGCAUCCAAACAUUCAGUAUCUCCUCCCUCUGCAUGCAGACACUGAACAUUCCACAUAGAGAUUAAUUAAUUGAUUCAUUCAUGAGGAGAUGCUGAUUGGCCAGGGCUGUGUUUGAAUCAUGCUGGCUCUGCCCCUUAUCUGCCUCUUUGUCAGUCUCAGCCAAUCCUAUGGGGAAGCAUUGUAAUUGGAUCAGGCUACCACUUCUGAUGAUGUCAGCAGACUGCUUGUUGUCUGAGUCUAACGGCAUGCAGAGUUACAGCUUCAAGCUGAAUACAGUAAGAUUUAGUCAGAGUGACCUCCGCUUAUAAUGACACUAAGAAUUAAAUCUGGGUUCACUGAGUAACUGGACGAGUGCAGCUUACUUCAGUCUGGAGCAUGCAGCUUCUGAGAUGAUGGAAAUUACCACUAUAUUUAUAUUCUAGUCACCAGAACCACUACAACUUAAUGCAUAUAGCAUAUCCCUGUAGGCUUAGCAGUGAAAAUACUGCUUUUUCUGAUAAAACUCAGUGUUUACACUCCUGCCAAAGGCCAACUCUAUUUGCUGUCUAUUUGACUGCAACUACAGGGACUUCCUGGUUUGGUCCUGUACAGAUUGCAGGAUCAAUGCUCGGCAUCGCCACAUUCUGCAUGGGGAUGCUGAAUGCUUCCUAUAGAAAUGCUUUUACUCAGUUCAUCACUGUGAGAAGAUGAUGAGCUGCACUCUAGCCUCCCAUUGAUUCCCUAUGGGGUAGUAUUGGAUUGGUUGAGAUCAUAAAGAUUGAUACUUUCAGCUGAAGAGAUUGGCACGGCAAGAGAAGAAAAAUGAGUAAACUCCUUUAUUUCAUAGGGGGAGGGAUUCAUAUAGCUAGUUGGGAAUGCAUGCUUGUAUUCAUUAUGCUAUAGAGCACGGGUACCCAAAAGGUAGAUCCCUAGAUGUUUUAGAACUAAAGUUUCCAUGAUACUUUCUCAUUCUAAAUGCAAAGCAUUAUGGGAGUUGUAGUUCUACCUCUUGGGCACCCUUGCUAUAGAGUUUCUUUCAAAAAAUGUUUUUAAAAAAAGUACAUGCAGUGGUUUUUGCAAGAUGUCAUUUAAAAAAAAAAAAAAAAAUUAAAGUCUGUUUAUGCCGAAGCACUUCAAUUUGUAGUUAAUUUGUUUUACAAAACAUUUGGAAUUUUACAUGUGAAGUAUUUGCCAAAUUAGAGAGUAACUUUUGUCUACUGAUUUUCAUUGCAGGAGAAAGGCCUUUCAUGUGUGAAACCUGCGGAAAGAGCUUUGCCUCUAAAGAAUAUUUAAAACAUCAUAAUCGUAUGCACACUGGCUCCAAACCAUUUAAAUGUGACAUUUGUUUGAGGACGUUUGCACAAAGGAACUCCCUUUACCAGCACAUUAAAGUUCACACUGGUAAUGCACACAGAGCAGGCCGUGGAUUCAUUUUACAUUACUUGUCCUAAAUUAACAGUUGAGGUUUUGAUUUUUUUCAACAGUAACUGUAAAUAUCAAGUCCACGGGUCAUUUCUUCCAAUAAUGGUAUACAUUGGAACCCUCGAAAUAGUCAUUAGGCUCUUCCCCUGUGGAUUUUUUUUUUUUUUUUGGUGUCUACAUGAAUCAGACUUUGAAAUACUUUAUCCUGGCACAAUUUUAGGAUUUCACAGUUAAUGCUGUAGUUGUAGAACAUCUUUUGCCUUUUAUUAUUUUUGUCUUGUUAAAUUUCAGAAAUGUAGUAUAUUUUAUCUUGAUUUGUCCAGCAGUGUGAUGUUUGAGUUAUUGAGUACUGUUAAUAAAACAUUUGCAUCAAAAUUAGGAGAAAUAUCGAACAUACCAAAGACCCUGUCGUUUAAAACUACAUAUCACAUGGCUUUGCUUUUUGAUCUGAUUUCUGUAAUUGAAAUAGAAAAAAACAAAAUCUACCAAUAAGUGUUUCUCUUAAUAGGAGAGUAGCUAGAGUUAGUAUAUAUUUGACACUUAAGGUAUACCGAGUAAGCUUACUCAGUAUACCUUAAGUGUCAGCAUUCAUUGCCGCGAAUCCUACAAACGGCAAACUAACACUCCGAGAAAAAGCAUCCUUUGAUUGGAUGCUCAGUCCUUGACAUUAUCCUGUUAUUUCUUUAUAUUUCCUACUCGUAGCCGUAGUGAGUGGCGUAGUGUAAGAGCAGGCUUUUAUAAGGGGUGCCCACGAAGGCAAAUUAGUCUCUCUCACUGAAAUAGGAGCUAAGUCUUGCAGCACCUUUCCCCCAUUUUUUUACACGAAGAAAGCCUUUUGACUUUGACACUAGUCAAACAGUGUAUUAAUAUUAUAUCUACUUUCCACUUAAUUUUGUAAAUACACACUAUUCCCUUCUUGCUACAUUACCUAGCAUUGUAUAUACAGGGAGGACUGAGCGUACCUUACUUAAAUUUAACCUAAUUCCUUGUUAUAUAUGGUUACAUAGUUACAUAGCUGAAAAGAGACUUGCGUCCAUCAAGUUCAGCCUUCCUCACAUUUGUUUUUUGCUGUUGAUCCAAAAGAAGGCAAAAAAACCCAGUUUGAAGCACAAUUUUGCAACAAGCUAGGAAAAAAAUUCCUUCUUGACCCCAGAAUGGCAGUCAGAUUUAUCCUUGGAUCAAGCAGUUAUUACCCUACAUUGAAAGAUUAUAUCCUUGAAUAUUCUGUUCUUGCAAGUAUGCAUCUAGUAGCCGUUUGGUACUCUGAUAAAACCACUUCCUCAGGCAGAGAAUUCCACAUCCUGAUUGUUCUUACAGUAAAAAAACCUUUCCUUUGCCUUAGACGAAAUCUUCUUUCUUCCAGUCUAAACGCAUGGCCUCGUGUCCUAUGUAAAGUCCGGUUUGUGAAUAGAUUUCCACACAAUGGUUUGUAUUGGCCCCGAAUAUAUUUGUAUAAUGUUAUCAUAUCCCCUCUCAGGCGACGUUUUUCUAAACUAAAUAGGUUUAAAUUUGUUAACCUUUCUUCAUAGCCGAUAUGUUCCAUUCCUUUUAUUAAUUUUGUAGCCCGCCUCUGCACUUUUUCUAGUGCCAUAAUAUCCUUCUUUAGAACAGGUGCCCAAAAUUGCACAGCAUAUUCAAUAUGGGGUCUUACCAGUGAUUUAUAAAGAGGCAAAAUUAUAUUCUUGUCCCGAGAAUGAAUGCCCUUUUUCAUGCAUGACAAUACCUUACUGGCCUUGGCCACUGCUGAUUGACAUUGCACAUUGUUGCAUAGUUUGUUGUCUAUAACAAUUCCCAAGUCCUUUUCAUGUGUUGUUAUCCCUAAUUCGCUUCCAUUAAGGGUAUACGUUGCUUGUGUAUUCUUUACGCCGAAGUGCAUAACUUUGCAUUUUUCAACAUUAAAUUUCAUCUGCCAUUUGAGUGCCCAGUCCCCCAGUCUAUCUAAAUCCCUCUGCAGCAAAGUAAUAUCUUGCUCACAUUGUAUUGUUUUACAAAGUUUUGUGUCAUCUGCAAACACUGAAACAUGACUUUCAAUGCGGUCUUCAAGAUCAUUUAUAAACAUGUUAAAUAGAAGGGGUCCCAGAACAGACCCCUGAGGGACACCACUUGCCACCUCUGUCCAGCUUGAAAAUUUACCAUUAAUGACAACUCUUUGUACUCUGUUUUUAAGCCAAUGUUCUACCCAAGAACAAGCAUUUUCAUCUAGACCGAUUUUGAUCUAUUUUAUUUUUACCUAAUGAUACAUUAAAAGUUAAGUUUUAUUUAUACGAACUCUAGCUACUCUCCUAUUAAGAUACACUUAUUGGUAGAUUCUUUUUUUUUUUCUUUGCUUUUUCUAUUUCAAUGUUAACUAUUUAUGGGUUAUCCCCCACCCCCUUUUUGCUACUACCAUUAGUGUGUCUCUUCACUAUAUAAUAGGCUCUACUUUCUCUGAUUUAAUUGAUUUCUGUAAUUAUUCCACCCCCCUAAGAGAUGUUGAUAUGAAAGUAUAGAAUGUGCUAGGUAAACUUAUUCUGCUGAAUAAGAUGCCAUUUACGGAGGUACAACAAUCAAUACAACAUUGUAACACUCAAACAGUAUUAUUUACUGAUGGGGAAUUAUAAAGAAUCAAAGUGAAUUUAAUAUUUCAGGCUCAAAUAACUGACUUUUGUCAAUUUAGUUUAAGGCAUUAUUUUUGCCUUAAAUUUGAAAAAUUAUUUUUUUCAGUAAAUCUCAACACUGCCAAUAUUGUUUGCUCCUAGAAAAUAUGACGUGAUUGCAGGUUAAUGAAAGGAACAUUCCAAUUCCUAUUGUAGGGAGUCAAACCAUUUUAAAACUGUUUUGACUGUUGGGCACAGCUCCCAGCCUUCAUAACCUCAGCUGGAAGCUUUCAUGCUGAGGUAAGCCCUGCAGUGUAGUGAUUAGAGCACUUGGCUCACAAUCACGGUAAAUGGGAGAGCCCUUCCCUGCAGGGCUUUGCUCAGGACAGCCAACAUAAGCGCUUAAGCAAGCUGGCUGAAGUUGAGGCAGAUCCCAGGAAAUAAUUCAGACUUUUCUAAUACAGUUGACUACUUACAAGGGGGUGGUGGUGGGGAUGCCAGGACACUUCUGGCACUAUAAUUACUACAGCUUGCUGUAGUAGUUAUGAAUUUUGGAGUGCUACUUUAAUGAAUGGUUUUAAUGAACGCUGCCGCCAGACUGAUUUUCUUCUCUAGUCGGUUCUCGCACACCUCACCCCUUUGUCAGUCCUACAUUGGCUUCCUGUAUCCUUUAGGAGUCAAUUCAAGGUACUAAUUCACACCUAUAAAGCACUGAACAAUUCUAUCCUUUCUUACAUCUCCUCACAGAUCCGUAGGUAUGUCCCUUCUCGGUCUCUCUGCUCUGCCUUGACCACGUCCUGUCCGUUGUUCGCACGCGUACAACCAACUCACGCUUGCAGGACUUCUCGCGGGUGGCUCCCUUUUUAUGGAAUAACCUGCCUUCCGCCAUCAGACUCUCCCCUAGUCUUGCAUGUUUUAAGAAGUGCCUUAAAACUCAUCUCUUUAGGAAAGCUUAUGGCCUCACAGAGUAACCUCUACCUUACAUACCUGUCUCUUGCUCUCUCCUUAAGGGCAGCACUCUACUCUCUCCUCCAGCUCUGCCUCACUCCCACCUUAUUUGAUUGCAAAUUCCUGUCCUAUUGUGUUUUACACCCCACCUCCUAUAGAAUGUAAGCUCGUUUGAGCAGGGUCCUCUUCAACCUAGCGUUCCUGUAAGUUUUUUGUAAUUGUCCUAUUUAUAGUUAAAUCCCCCCUCUCAUAAUAUUGUAAAGCGCUACGGAAUCUGUUGGCGCUAUAUAAAUGGCAAUAAUAAUAAAAUUAUGUUCUAUUUUCAGGAGAACGUCCUUAUUGUUGUGAUCAAUGUGGAAAACAAUUUACUCAACUAAAUGCAUUGCAGCGUCACCAUCGUAUUCACACUGGAGAGAAACCAUUCAUGUGCAUUGCAUGUCAACGGACGUUUACUGAUAAAUCAACACUCCGGAGGCAUACAACGGUGAGAAACAACUUUAGUUCACCUUUCGUAAAUUUUAUUGCAAGUAUCAAAAUUGUCUUGGACGCAGGAAAGCAAUCAACACUGAAAUGGUCAUAUCCUUAAAGGCACACUAUAGACACCCAUACCACUAUAGCUCAUUGCAGUGCCCCAGGUCCUUUAACCCUGCAAUUGUAAUUAUUGCAGUUUUGUUAUACCUUUUAGUUUCUCUAUAAAGUGCCUCUGUCACCUUCUCCUUGGCAUAUUUUGUUACAUUUAUUGACACUAUUGUAUAAUUAUAAUGUAAAGAGCUGUGAUAAGGAACCAUUGGGUGGGGGUGUUGUUUUCCCGUGUUUGUAAAGAUGGUAUUGCAUGCCUCAGUAGAUGCUCCAAUAGCUCUUUCAGAUGAGUAAAAAAAGAAAGGGAAAAAAAAAGAUCUCCUCAACAAAUAUGUAACUGUUAAAACAGACACAAUCUGUAUAUUUAUUCAUAACUGAUAGAAACUGUGUUAAUCUAUUUUAUAGAUACACGAUAAGAAUACUCCAUGGAAGUCAUUCCUUGUCGUUUUGGAUCCUAAAGCUGAACAAGGGCAAAAAGCAGACCUCACGGAGGAUGACUUUGAUGAUUCCCCAAAACCUGCUGACAAAUUAACCUACACAGAAAAUGGCCACUAUCAAAAUCUGACGGUAGUGCCAGCAACUGUGGAUAUAUUGCAUGAAAAUGGCACAACCUCCGUCCUAGGCUGCAAGUCAGACUGCACAGUCAUACCUCAGGAAGUGUUCAUCACCACCACCUUUAACCAUCUGACUGUCCUCACACAGAGUGAAUCUAUUCACGCUAUGGUCAAUAUUGAAUAG
Molecule: messenger RNA, 8657 nt
Organism: Pelobates cultripes (western spadefoot toad)
Lineage: Eukaryota; Metazoa; Chordata; Amphibia; Anura; Pelobatidae
Source: the annotation of a GenBank genome assembly